GCCUAAACCCCAGACGACCGCCGGCGCCCGGCAAUGGCGGAGUCGCCGGAGCAGUUCAGGGGGCAGUCCCGCCUCCCCCGCUUCGCCGAGCCCCUCCGCUACGACCUCCUCCUCCGCCCCGACCUCGCCGCCUGCACCUUCUCCGGCUCCGCGGCCGUCGCCGUCGCAGUGUCCGCGCCCACACGUUUCCUCGUGCUCAACGCCGCCGACCUUUCCGUCGACGGAUCCUCCAUCCGCUUCCAGGAUGUGGCGCCGACGGAGGUGGUGCAGUUCGAGGAAGAUGAGAUCCUGGUCAUCGGCUUCGGCCAGGUGCUGCCCAUCGGCGAGGGCGUGGUCACCAUGAACUUCACCGGGACACUCAACGACCAGAUGAGGGGCUUCUACAGGAGCAAGUAUGAUUACAAUGGGGAGUCAAGAAACAUGGCAGUCACACAGUUUGAAGCUGCUGACGCACGCCGGUGCUUUCCAUGCUGGGACGAGCCUGCAUUUAAGGCCAAGUUCAAAUUAACAUUAGAAGUUCCAACUGAGCUGGUAGCAUUGUCCAACAUGCCAGUAGUUAAGGAGACAGUUCAUGGACCUCUCAAGACAGUCUGCUACGAGGAGUCUCCACUUAUGUCAACAUAUCUGGUCGCUAUAGUUGUUGGUUUAUUUGAUUACAUAGAGAGCUCAACGUUAGAAGGCACCAAAGUUCGUGUGUAUACUCAAGUUGGAAAGACUAGUCAAGGAAAGUUCGCACUAGAUGUUGGGGUGAAGUCACUGGAUCUAUACAAAGAUUAUUUUGCCACUCCAUACCCACUACCUAAGCUGGAUAUGAUUGCUAUCCCUGAUUUCUCUGCUGGAGCUAUGGAGAACUAUGGAUUGGUCACUUACAGAGACUCAGCUUUGCUUUAUGACGAGCAAUUAUCAUCAGCAUCCAACAAACAACAGGUAGCAAUCACUGUUGCACAUGAAUUGGCUCACCAAUGGUUUGGCAAUCUUGUGACUAUGGAAUGGUGGACUCACUUGUGGCUAAACGAGGGUUUUGCUUCCUGGGUGAGUUACUUAGCUGUAGAAUCUAUAUUUCCUGAAUGGAAUAAUUGGACACAAUUCCUCGAUGAGACGACAUCUGGGCUCAGACUGGAUGCGCUUGCAGAAUCACAUCCUAUUGAGGUUGAAGUAAACCAUGCCAGUGAAAUUGAUGCGAUCUUUGAUUCCAUAAGCUACGACAAGGGUGCUUCUGUCAUUCGCAUGCUGCAAAGCUAUCUUGGUGCAGACCGUUUUCAGAAAGCUUUGGCUUCAUACAUAAAGAAGUACGCGUACUCAAACGCUAAAACCGAAGACCUGUGGGCUGUUCUUGAGGAGGAAACUGGGGAGCCUGUUAAAGACCUGAUGACUACAUGGACUAAACAACAAGGAUAUCCUGUUAUAUUUGCAAAACUAAAUGGGCAAUAUUUGGAACUCGAGCAGGCUCAGUUUCUGUCAGAUGGAUCAUCUGGUCCUGGCACGUGGAUUGUUCCUAUGACAUCAUGCUGUGGCUCAUAUGAUGUGAAUAAAAAGUUUCUAUUGAAAGGGAAGGCUGAUAAGAUCCAUAUAAAAGAUUUUGCGGCCUCCCAAACUGCUGACAGAGGGAUAGGCCAAAACUCUUGGAUCAAACUGAACAUUGAUCAAACUGGAUUUUAUAGAGUGAAGUAUGAUGAUGAACUUGCAGCCGGACUUGAAAAUGCAGUAAAGGCCAACAAACUCUCGUUAAUGGAUAUGAUUGGUAUUGUGGAGGAUUCAUAUGCCCUUUCUGUUGCUUGCAAACAAACACUGACAUCAUUGCUGCGUCUGCUGAAUGCUUAUCGUCAUGAGUCUGAUUAUACUGUGCUUUCACAUGUAACCUCUGUAUGUUUAGGCGUUAAUAAAAUAUCAACUGAUGCUACUCCUGACUUGUCUAGAGAUAUCAAACAACUUCUGAUCAAGCUUCUUCUAUUAGCUGCCAAAAGAGUAGGCUGGGAUCCUAAGGUUGGUGAAAGCCAUCUUGAUGUCAUGCUUAGAUCACUGCUCUUGCUUGCUCUUGUCAAACUUGGACAUGAUGAGACUAUAGCUGAGGGAAUUCGCCGUUUCCACAUCUUCUUAGAAGACCGAAAAAGUCCCCUUCUGCCACCAGAUAAUAGAAAGGCAGCAUACCUUGCUGUGAUGCGGAGCGUGAGUACCUCAAGCAGGGCCGGUUAUGAUUCUCUCCUGAAAAUCUACAGGGAAACAUCUGAAGCACAGGAGAAGUCUCGCAUCUUAGGCUCGUUGUCUUCGUGCCCAGACAAGGAUAUUGUUGUUGAGGCAUUGAACUUUAUGCUUACAGAUGAGGUACGGAAUCAAGAUGCAUUUUAUGUCCUUGGUGGUAUUAGCUUAGAAGGACGUGAAGUUGCAUGGGCCUGGCUUCAGGAAAAUUGGGACCACGUCGUCAAGACUUGGCCAUCAAGCUCACUCAUAUCGGACUUUGUCAAUUCUACUAUUUCACCGUUCACUUCCGAGGAGAGAGCUGCUGAGGUUUCUGAGUUCUUUUGCACUCGUGUGAAACCAUCGUUCGAGAGAGCAUUGAAGCAGAGCCUUGAGAGGGUGAGGAUCAGCGCUAGAUGGAUCGAGAGCAUCAAGAGUGAGCCGAACCUCGCCCAAACGGUGCACCAGUUGCUGCUGGAGGAGAUGUAAUCUUCUGCUAGCUAUAAAGAGAUUAUGUAUCACGAGGGGGUUGUUCCAUUAUAAUGUUGUUGGAAAGGUUGUGCGUUUAUGCAUCGUGGCUGUUCUAGCAACAGUAAUUUAUGUGGUCUAGCUUUACGUAUUCAACACCUGCGAUAUCAACUGUACUUUGUUUCGGAGAGGUGUUGUGUUUGAAGUUUUUUCAGCACAUUAGCCAAUAAAUUCACUUUAUCCUUUCACAAA
Molecule: messenger RNA, 2895 nt
Organism: Lolium rigidum
Lineage: Eukaryota; Viridiplantae; Streptophyta; Magnoliopsida; Poales; Poaceae
Product: aminopeptidase M1-B
Exons: 19
Coding region: 34-2664 (876 amino acids)
Biological process (GO): proteolysis; peptide catabolic process
Cellular component (GO): cytoplasm
Molecular function (GO): metalloaminopeptidase activity; peptide binding; zinc ion binding
Source: RefSeq, a predicted model, not a curated record